UGCCGUCGUUUCGUCGCAUUUCGAAAACAGCCAGCGACGAAAACGGUGCCCUUUUCACAGUGCGCGCGUGAUCCAUACAAUCAAGGUUGGAAUCGACAUAAGAAAAAAAGAACAGUGUACACUUUCAAUAAUUGAGCGUGGAUUAGAAUCUCGUUUCUGGUUUUCCAGGAAUUGCUGGCUCAAGCGAGCGAGAGAACCGACAAGCGCGACAAGUGGCUGCUUCUGGAGCACGUGGGGGAUCUCGUACGAAGCGAUACCGCUUUAUUUAUCUAAUCGUCUGGCCCGAAGGGGCCGAUUGCGAAUCGAAUCGAAUCGAACAGCUGCCCAAAAAGCGUCCUCCCAACGCGUGAGAAUUGAACAAUCGAGUGCGGAAAAAAUCCCACCGCUGCUUGGAGGAAAAAUAACUUUGUGUGUUGCACAGCAGCAGCUGGUGAGUGAUACGAAAAUAAAAUUAAAAGUAUUUCCACGAGUCAUUAGCAUUCAAGAGGGAAGAACAAAAGGCGUUUGUGUUCGUGUGUACGAGUGUGUGUUUUUGUUUAAACUCAGACGAAGUAAAAAAAACGAGUGCUUGCAGUUCGCGGAAAACCUCAGCAACCUGUGGCAGAAAAAUAAGCACGUUUUGUUACGGCAGCUGAGAACAGAAAAAGUGAUUCCAGACAGCAAACAAGAGACACUAAAAUUUUCCAAAUUCAGUGGAAACGCCCGGUCGAAAACGAAAAACAGAAACGCAGAAACAAAUCAAAGAUUCAUCGGCGGUGAUUUUGACUCGUGUCUAAACACUGAUAAGCAGCGGACAACAGUGUUGUGUUGCGAGAGAAGUGAAAAUUGGACCGCCCCUCGUCUGGAACGACGACAACAAACAGACGUCAUCGCAGUGUUUUUGUUGUUGCUGCUGCUGAUAAGAAAGCAAGUUGCGCAAACUUGUCUGUUUCGAAAAAAUUAAGCGAGAAGACCGGAAAGCGUACGCGGACAACAAAGACAGACAGCGCACGAGGAGGAACUGGAUUUUUUCGGUUUUCUAAAUCUCUCAUGACAUAAGUGAAGAUCUUUUUACCGGACGUAUUUGCAGCUCCAUGUAAUUGAUCGAUCGCCGUGAAUCACUUUUAGCCCAUUUGUUGAGUAGACAGCCAACCCCGAGCGCCAUGUUACCGCAGCAGUAUUGCCUCCGGUGGAAGUACCACCACAGUAACCUGCAGACCAUGUUUUCCCAGCUGCUCGAUCGCGGUUGCUUCUGUGAUGUGACGCUGGCCUGCGAGGGCCAAACGAUCCGUGCCCACCGCGUGGUCCUUUGCGCCUGCAGUACCUACUUCGACCAGCUGCUGACCAACUGCAGCACGACGGAGAAGGAUCCGAUCAUCAUCAUGCGCGAUGCCAAAUUCGAGGACAUCAAGUGCCUGAUCGAGUUCAUGUACAAGGGCGAAAUCAACGUGGAGCACGGGUCGUUGGCUUCGCUGUUAAAAACGGCCGAGGAGCUGCGAAUAAAGGGUCUCGCAGAGGUUAGCUGGCGGGACGAUGAGAACGGUAGCACUGCAGGCAGUGAUGCCAGCGGAAGCAAUAAUAACAACAACAAUAGUAUGAGUGUGAAAAAUGGUAACACUACAGGCGGGAAUAAUAACAAUAAUAAUAACAACAACAACAGUAUUAAAAUUGUGGAAACUAAAAAGCUGCUUGCACCACAGCAUACGCUGGCGGCAGCGGCAGCAUCCUCGCUAACGCCAUUGACGGUGAGCAGCCUAGAGAGUCGUAUAUCCGACUCCCCCAAUCUGCCACUGUUGACUCCACUGGCGGCAGGUUCUCCCCGGAACCCGGCCAACUGCGCUUCACCAAUCAACAACUACUUUGGCAACAAGAAGAAACGUGGGCGGCCUCCACUGGAUGAAGAGUACGAUACCUUCCAACAGCUACCAAAAAUCUCCCACGUUGAAGGUGGUGCAGGAAGUUCUACUCCGUUCACCUCAAGCUCGCAGCUGGUUGCGGUCAUGAUGGACGACAGUUCCAACGAGCAACCAUCGAACCAUCGGGACGAUCACCAGCAAAACCACCUUCAGCAGCAACAGCAGCACCAGCAGCUGAGCUCCGCUGCGGCUUCCUAUCUGGAGCAGCAGAGCCGAACGAUUCCACCGGAAGCCCUGCAUGGUAUGGAGUUCGACGAGGAUGCCCACAUUCCGCGGAAGUUAAUCCCGAAGCUGGAGCGACCGGAUACCCCGCAGGAUUAUAUGGCAAGCAUCGGAGCCAAGUUCGAGUACGAUGACCAAUCGCCUCCCAGUCCGAACGAUCAGAACACUUCCGUCUUUUUGACUGCCCAGGAGCAGGAGGAGUGGAAAGAUGUCGUCAAGAUGAACGACUAUCUGACGAAAGGCCGCCGGCCGCAGUUCUGGGAGGAACCGUUCACCAAGCGGGUUAUGGAUGGCAUCAAGAACAAAACGCUCGAGAUGAAAAAGGCCGCCAAGCUGUUGGGUGUCUCCUACGGUACGCUGUACGGGCGGUAUCGGGAGACGUACGGUUGCCUGAAGCAUCCCUAUCGGGGACCAUUCAUGGCGGCAUCCCGAAUGAACAACAUGUGGCCAGCGGCAAACGAGAGCCCUAGCGUGGGGACUACCACCGACAUCAUCACGAUGCUGCAGCGAGGCAUUAUCAGCCUGCCACGGGCGGCAGAACUCAUGCACACUACCCCCUCGACCAUCAGCAGCUACCUGGAGCAACUCCAGGAAGUGACGGCGCAUUCCGAUCAUGAUACCCUGGCUGCUUUGAGUGCCAACACCAGUUCCGAUGACGACCGAGCCCACCAUCAGAUGCCAACCAUGUCGCUAAUGUCCUCUCACGUUGAGCAACAACAGCAGCAGCAGUUGCGGGUCAAACCGGAAAUCAGCAUAUCCGCCCUGAAGAAAAACCUACCCGCAGCUGCGAGCGGCGGCGGUAGCAGUGGCAACAGCAGCAGCAGUAGUAAUAUCCUUAACAACAGCAGCGGCAGCAACGGAGGCAGUCUAGCUAACGCAUUAAGCGCUAUUCCAUCCACUUCCGCUGCCGCGCAGUAAUCAUACCGGCUUACAACUCUGGUAGGAAGCAUGCCAUAAAAUGUUGAACUUUUUAUAGCAUACUAAAAAAUAGUGUGGUUACUGUUGCGGGAAACGAAACUGUAAGCUGUUGUGACUUUCCACGAGCGGCACGGAAAUGUUAAAUGUGAUUUUUUUGUGAACUAUUUUAAAGUUUAGCUUGUAGAUUUGCAGAACAUUUCAAUUUCGAUUCGUUCAUUCUACUUCGUUCGAGGCGAUGCCAUUUCUGAUUUUGUUUUAGUUCCGUUCUAAAGCGGGGUGAACGGAACAUUUCCAUUCAUUCGUAGCUGAAUUUAAACUUUAGUUCAACACCCCCGGACUAGUUGUGUAUACUACCAGCUCUAUAAUAGGUUUAACAGAGUUCCAGGAGCCGUUAGUUUCGUUUUUAAUUAGUGAGAAUCUUGCGUACUUCAUCCAUCUGUUUAGGAUUAGGGAAAAAGGUGCUUAUUUCAUAUUUCCACUAUAUUUUCUUUUUUUUGUAUAAGGAGAAAGGUCUGUUGUUAUAGAACCAAUGCCAUCUCGUAGAGGUUAGGCUAGUUUAAAUCGGAGAAAUACCUUACCGGAUAAUCUGCCAUUGCAAUUCCAGCAGGAGCUAUUAUGAGUAGCCAAAUUAUAAUUUUUAUUCUGGUUUAGUUUCUUACUUCUGUGCGAAAAUAUCGACUGAUCUGUGAAGUGUUAGAUAGGCAGUUAUAUACUCCAAAUCAAAAGAAACAAACCAUGCGAACGGUUUAGGCAAAAAACAUUCCUCGUCCACUUUGCUGAAAGAACAAACAAACAAACAAUCCAUUCGAUUAGUGCGUAAAACGAUAAACUACAGUGUGGUUUCUCUUUUCUAAGGUUUUUUUUCGCGUUCGUGUAACUUAUCUAAAAAAAAUAGAGUAUACAUACACAAAUACUGCAGAAAAACAAAUACAAAAACUUUACAGUAAAAACAAACAAACACACAAAACGGUAUUCUUAUUUUCUAGAAUUGCUCUACAAACAAACAACACAAACACAAAUCAUAACUAAUAAUAGUAGCAAGUAUAAUUUCACAACACUGUUGUAGAACAAACAUAAGCCGAAUGAUUCUUUAGUUUUCAUCAAAGGUCAACAAAAUUGCCCUCCCCAUUUAUAUCUAAACACAUAACAACGGAAUGUGCAAUCACUCUACACUAGCUAAAAUAAUACACUACAGAUGAAGAGAAAUGAAAUAAAAAUUAUAGAACAGCCCGAAACGGACUUGAGCAGCACAUAAAAAUAUUUAAUCACCGAUUAAGGUAAGGUUACACACUAGUAAUAAGAGUCACGCGAGUAAGAUAUACGGAAGAAAAAAAAAUGAUAGUAGGCGCAGUAGGCGAUGAAGACAUAUUUAAAGUGAAAAAAUAUAUACGGAAGCAAAGUAUAGAACGUCAAAAUGUGCCUGAAUGGUUUCCCCAAAACUACAAAUAUUAAACUAAAGUUUCAGUAGAGAAACAUAAAAGGACAGACAGCAAGUACAGUAAGCGAAAAUAUGGUGAGCAGAUACUAUUUCCUGGUUUUUGAUUAUCGUCCGUUUGUUCCUUUGUUCCCGUUGUCGUAACUGUAUAGGUAAUCGUGUCUAAGCAAGCAAAAUGAUGUAUUUAUCAGUAAAAUAUCGAAAUCAACAGCAGGAUUUGCGUACUAUGUGGAUAAAACUAUAGAGGAAAACGUGACACUGAAUAAAUAAGAACGGAAUUAGGAAGGAGAUUUGAAACUGAA
Messenger RNA from Wyeomyia smithii (pitcher-plant mosquito), 4772 nucleotides. RefSeq lists its product as uncharacterized. Gene Ontology annotation, molecular function: protein binding. The transcript has 7 exons. Bases 1143 to 3035 code for a protein of 630 amino acids. Lineage: Eukaryota; Metazoa; Arthropoda; Insecta; Diptera; Culicidae. Gene Ontology annotation, biological process: regulation of transcription by RNA polymerase II. The record is from RefSeq and is a predicted model, not a curated record. Gene Ontology annotation, cellular component: nucleus.